Molecule: messenger RNA, 1951 nt
Organism: Orbicella faveolata
Lineage: Eukaryota; Metazoa; Cnidaria; Anthozoa; Scleractinia; Merulinidae
Source: RefSeq, a predicted model, not a curated record
GCAAGAAGUAUUAACAAUAAUUAAAUGGGGCGUACAUCCAAGAAUAUUAGAGAACAUACUGGUAUUCCUCAGUACUUGAUAUUCACUUAGAAUUAAAUAUCCAUCAUUUUGUUUCCAGAUGAAAAUAAAGGGCAAGAAUGGAGUGAGGACACAAGAGGCCCAGCUGAAAUCUUGGAAGAAUUUCGUUCUAUCACUAAGAAAGCUGGUACUGGAUAUAUCACUUUUAAUAGGAUGCAUCGCUCAAUGCUCCAGCAGUUGAUGAAAACUUACAAGGACCCCAAAGUAGAUAUUCAGAAAUCGCCUGACAUACAUUUUGAGGGAGAAAUGGCUGCUGAUCCUGGAGGCCCAACCAAGGAGUAUUUCUAUUCUGCAAUGAAGUCAUUAUUCAAUGUUGAUCCUAUCUUUGGUGUUUCCCUGUUCACUGGAGAGAGAGGACACUAUGUCCCAGUUAUGAACAUGGAUGCCAUCUCAAGUGGGUGCUUUAAGAUGGUUGGAAAACCUCUAGCUCACAGUGUCUUGCAUGGUGGCCCAGGCCUUCCAGGUCUCGCACCUGCUGUGAGGAAGUAUUUAGUGAGUGGCUCAGUCAUAGAUGCUGCAGACUUGGUGUCAGUCGAAGACAUCCCUGACAUUGAUCUUCCUGACCUCAUUGAAAAUAAGGUAUGUGACUUAUGUUAUUAUUAUCAUGGUUAUUUAAAAUUUAUUUUAUUUAUUUAUUUAUUUUGUCCAUUAACUGGAGACAAGUCAGUUACAUUAUUGACUGAAGAAGAGAAAGACAAAAUAGAGGAAGCUAUGGUGAGGCAUGGUUGUACAGACAUUCCGCUAAGUGAUAAAAAGAUGGUGAAAUCUGUCCAGGACGUCAUGGUGGGUGAAGUCCUAGUAUCAAGGGUAACAGCAUUGGAUGCCAUUUUCUGGGGAAUGAACACCAUACAAUUGGGUCAACUUCUGCGUGCCAAGCCAACAGUUUCCCAACAUGUUUUCCCAUCUCCAGAUCAAGUAUUAGUUGAUGUAGAAACAUUAAAGAAUAAGAUGACCAUUGGAGUACUGGAGAAGGUUGAUGAUGAGAAGAAGAAGAAUGCAUAUGAUUGGUUCCUUAGAUUUACAAGUGAAUACAAAGAGCCCAGAGGUUGGUGUUUUUGCAGGCAGUGUAUCUGUUUUGAAGCAAUUUUGAUUUUUUAGUUUUAAUUAAGACUGAAAGACCUGUUUCUGUUCUGAUUGAUAAGGUAUUUUCAUUAAAUAGUAAUAUUACCUCAACCUACAUGUAACCCCCAGCCAUUUUAGCAUUGACUCCAGCACAUUAUUAAAUUUUCAAACUAGCUAUCAUCUUGGAGAGAAACCUUGUUUUGUCUUGGAAUAAUUCAACACGCCCAUCACCCCUACCUCCAAAAAAAUAAUAAAUUAUUAAAUAAAUAAAUCAGUAAAAUUGUGUCCCAAAACUCUGCUCUUCAACAGUGUCUUGAUCUGAAAUAUGACGUUUCAAAAAGGUACAGAAAGGUUAUUGAAACAAACCAUACCCUUUCUUGAAGGUUUUGACCCUGUUGUUUAUUUGUUUAGAUUUCUGUGGGAUAAAAUUUUCUAUCAUUGUCAUCUGAAUUUAAAUGUUUCAGAUCUGCUUGUAUUUAUCACUGGAACUGACAUCCUGGAUGAGGAAAUCUACAUUAGCUUUGACUCUGAAGAAAAGAAAUUUCUAGAAGCUGACUGCUGCUCUAACCGUGUAACCCUUCCUAAAUCACAUGAAACAUAUGAGGAGUUUGCAAAUGCAUGCUCUAUUUCAGUAGCCUUUGGUUCCAAAGGUUAUGGAAGGUUUUAGUUUGGCAUAAAGUUGAAAGUGCUAGUUACUUUUAUGUUAUAAUUAAAUCUUAGACAUUGAUGUUGCAAGAAUGACUACUUUGUUCAGUUAUGAUAAAUUGACCAAUGGUUUUAAAGUUAGAGGUCAAACAAAUUGACAGGAUGA